UGUGUCAGAGCUGGAAAGGCUGUGUCACUUCUGGUGAGGUUGCUCUGCUCUUUCUGCAAACAGCUGCUGAAGAGUGAACAGUCUGCGCUGAGUAUCAGUCCUGCAUCAGGGUCACCAUGAGCAAGUACAAAAUCCAGGUCUUCACUGGUGACGUUCUUGGCGCUGGAACCUCUAACAAGAUCUACAUCAAGUUAAUUGGAACACUCUCUAGCAGUGAACCCCAACAGCUUAAAACGCUCACAGGCUUUUGGGCCGGAUCAGUGCAAAAUUUCACAGUCGAAUGCAAAGCGAAUAUAGGCAAACUCUUACUGGUUGAACUGGAAGCUAAGUCACCAUCCUUUAUGGCAUUUGUGGAUGACGACUGGUUCUGCUCCAAAAUCAUUGUAACGACACCUGAAGGAGCCUGUAUGCUUUUCCCAUGUCAUAGCUGGAUGAACUGUGAUAAGAAGCUGAUUCUCAGGGAUUCUGUAGCCGUGCUAAAAACCCAGGACACAGCUCCUGAACUGCUGGCACACAGACAUGACAAUCUGAAGAGACGAUGCCAAGACUUUAAGUGGAGUAUACUUUCUCCAGGAUUACCUCAUGUUGUCCUCGCUGAAAGUCCAAGUGAGUUGCCACCUGAGGUCAGAUUCUCUUUCACCAGAGAAAAAGAAUUCCUGUUCACCAGGGGUGCAGCUUUCAUGAAGCUGAAACUGGAAUUCCCUUCAGACGACACAUGGAACAGCAUUGAAGAGCUCAAUGGGAUUCUCUCCUACAAGACAAAGACUUUUGAAUAUGUGCAGAAGAACUGGAGGAAGGAUGAAUUCUUUGGAUACCAGUUUCUAAAUGGUCUGAAUCCCAUGAUCAUCAAGUGCUGCUCAAAGCUGCCUGAGAAAUUCCCAGUCACAAAUGAAAUGGUCAGAGGUUUUUUACCAGAGUCGAGCACGUUGGAAUCGGAAAUGGCGAGGGGAAAUAUCUUCCUCUGUGACUAUGAAAGGCUGAGAGACCUUGAGGGAAAUGAGAUCAACAAGAAAAAGCAGUAUCUGGCAGCUCCACUCUGCCUGCUUUUCAGCACUCAGGGCAAACUGAUACCAAUUGCCAUCCAGUUGAACCAGGAGCCUGGAGCAGGGAGUCCCAUCUUUCUGCCCUCCGACUCUGAGACUGAUUGGUUGUUGGCGAAGAUCUUUGUGAGAAAUGCGGAGUUUAGUGAACAUGAGCUGAACUUCCAUCUGCUGCGCACUCACCUGCUGGGCGAGGUCUUCACUGUGGCCAUGAUACGCAACUUGCCUUCAUGUCAUCCCCUGUAUAAGCUCCUGCUGCCCCACACUCGCUACACGCUCCAGAUCAACAUCAUGGCCAGGAAUCGGCUGAUCUCGGUGGACGGGUAUUUCGCUAAGUGCACUGCCAUUGGGAAGUCUAUGACCAUCCUCCUGAAAAGAGCAGCCUCUUCUCUGACGUACAGCUCCCUCUGUCUGCCGGAUGAUAUCAAGGAGAGGGGAUUGGAGACGAUUCCCAAUUACUACUACAGAGAUGAUGGUCUGGACCUGUGGAACAUCAUUUACAAGUUUGUGUUUGGAUUUGUGUCGCAUUACUACAGCGAUCAAGACGUCCAGGAAGACAAGGAGCUACAGGCUUGGCUUACCGAGAUAAGAGAAAACGCCUUACUGGACAACAGUGAAGCUGGAUUUCCAGAGGAUUUCUCCACCGUCAAAGAGCUGGCUAAGUUUGUGACCAUGGUGAUCUUCACAGUGUCUGUCCAACAUGCUGCGGUCAACAACGGCCAGUUUGACUUCGGGGGAUGGAUGCCUAACUUUCCAAGCUCUCUCCAAUGUCCACCACCUAGCCAUAAAGGAAGCACCACAAAGGACUUCCUUCUUGCGGCCUUACCUGAUGUCAGAACCACGGUUCACACAAUGGCUGUUGUCUACUUGCUGAGCCAGGGCUCCUCUGAUCGGUAUCCGCUUGGACAUUACCCCGAAGAGCUGUUCAGUGAGGAGACGGCACUGAAACUGAUAACCCAGUUUAAAAAAGAUCUGCAAGAUCUUGAGAAGAAAAUUGAUACCAGGAACAAGAAGCUUGAUCUGCCGUACACAUACCUGAACCCACGAAAUGUGGACAACAGUGUUGCCAUUUAGAGUGAGGGUCUCAAAAGAGUCUUUGACUUGAUCAUGUGUUUUUCUUCUGUUAGCACUAACCACAUCACUAACCACAUCCCUGACCACUCCUUAACGUACAGAACCCUCAACAAAUAUCAGCACCCAUCAGAGCAUGAACAAAAUGGGCUGUAAAAAUGACUUUAUUUACUAUUUAUUAUUACUAUUUCUAUUCCUACUAUCCUUUUUUGUGCCACAGUUGUUGGCACUGCUUCAUUUAAUCCUUUGUGCCGCCUCCCUUUGCCAAGAUAACAGGUCUGAGUCUUCUCCUAUUAUGCUUAAUGAGACUGGAGAACACAUGUUGAAGGAUCUGAGACCAGUCCUCCAUACAGAACCUCUCCAGAUCCUUCAGAUUCUGAGAUCCAUGCAUGAGGACUCUCCUUUUCAGCUCAUCCCACAGGUUUUCUAUGGGGUUUAGGUCAUUGGACUGGGAAGGCCAUGGCAAAACCUUAAUUCUGUGGUCAGUGAGUGACUGUUAUGUUAAUUUUGAGCUGUGUUUUGGAUCAUUGUCCUGCUGAAAGAUCUAAUCACAGCCCAGUUUAAGCUUCCUGGCUAAGGCAGGUUUUGAUUUAAUAUCUGCUGGUAGUUGAUGGGGUCCAUGAUAGUAUGUAUCUGAACAAGAUGUUCAGGGCCUUUAGAAGACAAACAGCCCUUCUUUGGCCACUUGAACCAUGCUCCUCACUGUAUGUGGGGUCAGUAUAGACAUACGUCCUCUUCCCAGCAGAUUCUUAACAUCUCCAGUUGUUUUACGCUUCUUAAUUGUUGCCCUGAUAGUGGAAAUGGGCAGUUUCGACUCCUUGGCUAUUUUUUUGGCCAUUUUCCAAUUUGUGCAGCUCAACAACCUUUUAUCAGACAUCACUGCUGUUUUCUCUGGUCUUUCUCAUAGUGAUGGAUGACUGAGGGAAUCUGGCCUGUGUGUCACCUCAUAGUUAUACCCCAGCGAAAGUCAUGUCAUUUAAGUGUUUGUAACUCAUGAGAACUUCUGAAUUGUCUAUAUUUAUAGAAAUUUGAGAAGUUAAACAUGAAUUUCAUAAAAAAGUUUUUUUUCUCCCUUCCAUUGUUGUACUUCAAAUAAAGGUCAGAUCUUGGUUAAUGUUUUGAAGGAAUGAUCAAAAGCAUAAGCUAUAAAGAACUUUUUUUACAGCCUGUUUUACUUAUGUUACCAGAGGCGCCAGUAUUUCUGGAAAGACUUGAUCAUAUGGAAAGGCCUUUUGAGAGGUGAAGGGUUGUCUCUUUUAGUACUAACAAAUAACCUAUAAUACCAUGAAAUGUUUAUGCAAGGAAAAAAAAAACAUUUGAUUUUGUUUACUUAUCACUAUAUAUUAAUGUGUUCUGUUAUAUUUCAACAAUAAAUUUAACAGAAACAGAA
This is a messenger RNA of Colossoma macropomum (tambaqui), 3501 nucleotides long. RefSeq names its product hydroperoxide isomerase ALOXE3-like. Gene Ontology annotation, molecular function: protein binding; oxidoreductase activity, acting on single donors with incorporation of molecular oxygen, incorporation of two atoms of oxygen; iron ion binding. The record is from RefSeq and is a predicted model, not a curated record. Gene Ontology annotation, biological process: linoleic acid metabolic process; lipid oxidation. The transcript is spliced from 15 exons. Bases 117 to 2114 code for a protein of 665 amino acids. NCBI's taxonomy places the organism in Eukaryota, Metazoa, Chordata, Actinopteri, Characiformes, Serrasalmidae.